GCCGGGGUGGAGUCAGCAGCAGUUCCCAGCCUCACUUACACAGUCCGUGAGCUCAGCACUGUGAUUUCUCUGCUCUGCGGCUUCACUUCGGCUGCCGGAGAGGUUUUUUUUUAUCAGAGGAAAGUUGAAUGAAAACAGACCACGUUUAGGAUUAUUUACCCAGACAUUUUCAUUUUCAUUCCUCCAUACCGUCGGGCGAUAGGACAAACGGCAGCAUGGGAGUUUAUGAAGAGAAAAAAGAAACAUGUGGAACCAUCUGCCUGAAAUACCUCCUGUUUACUUUCAACUUUCUCUUUUGGUUGGCAGGGGGCGUUGUGAUGGCGGUGGGUGUUUGGACCUUGGUUGAGAAGAGCGACUACAUCAGCCUUCUCUCCUCCAAGACCUAUGCUGCCUCCGCCUACAUACUGGUCCUGGCUGGAGCCAUCGUCAUGGUAACAGGCGUGCUGGGCUGCUGCGCCACCUUCAAGGAGCAGAGGAGACUGCUGCGAGUGUACUUUGUCCUGCUGCUGUGUAUCUUCCUGUUGGAGAUCCUGGCUGGUGUCCUGGCGUACAUCUACUACCAGCAGUUGAAUGAGGAGCUGAAGCAGAACCUGAGGGAGACCAUGAUCAACAAGUAUCAACAGAAGGACCAUGAACACAUCACCAGGGCUGUGGACAAGCUGCAGCAGGAGUUCAAGUGCUGUGGGAGCAACAGUUCAUCCGACUGGGCCACGAGCAUCUGGAUCCGCUCCAGCGAGUCAGCCCACAGGGUGGUGCCUGACAGCUGCUGUAAGACUCCCACAGAGUUAUGUGGCAUCAGGGACCACCCCUCGAACAUCUACAAGGUGGAGGGUGGCUGCAUUAGCAAACUGGAGAAAUUCAUCCUGGACCACCUGAAGAUCAUUGGAGCAGUGGGUGUUGGGAUUGCCUGUGUACAGAUCAUAGGAAUGGUGUUUACAUGCUGCCUAUAUCGAAGUCUAAAGGCAGAGCCGUACUAAGAGAAGCAAAAGAAGUAAAAUGUUGGUGAAGGAGGUAAUUUUGUCGCCACAUGCCAUACUCAAAUAGCCCAUAGGUUCUUUUCUUUGCCGUGUGCACAGGGGGAAGGAAAAUUUGGCAAGGGAUCAAAUUGCACAUCAGAGGAUCUCAUUUUGGUAAACAAAGGGUGGAAAAACACUACAAGGUUUCUUGAAGUAAUUAGGCACUUAAAUUGCAGUCUCAGCUACAUCUUUAAGAUCACAGCGCUGUGAGAAAAAAGCCUCUGAGAGAAACUGAUGAGAAUUGUAACUCGGAUUGGUUUAAAUUAGUGUGGGACAGCCUCCUUGGGACCAAAACAUUGUAGUUUUCUUCCACUCUGAUUCCCUCAAUGUACAUUUAUGUGUGCCGACCAGGUGCUACACCUAAGAGUGGUGUAAAGAUCAGUGGAGUAAAACUGGCACUUUGCAGAAAAUGUUAAUCCUGGUCGCAGCAGCAGCAGCAGCAGCAGCUUCUCUUUCCCAGCAGCACGGUUUAACAAGCCCACCUCUGGGGCCCUCUUCUACUGCAACAGCAUUUUGUUUCCACAUUAACUAGCCAGUCAUGCUUUCUAAAUCUUUGUUCGAUAGCGGCCUUUUAAACUUUUGAACUGUUAGUUUUUUUUUAUCAUAUUUUUUAAAUGAUGAUUUUCUGUAACACCUGAGGUGCUUUCUUAUGAACUAUUAUUUUUGCUUUUAAUGCCUGAUAAGUCUUCAUAGUGACAUGUCAGUGAUUGCUCAUAUUUUAAUCAAACUUAAGAAAGAACACAUUAUCACAUCACAUUAUUAUGCCAUUUGAGUAACGCCAGCAUUUUAACCCUGUAUUGCUACUCUGCGGUGUAAAGGCUGAUAUUAAUGAAGUGAUUCUAUGAUUAUGUUAAUGAUGCAUACAAGCAGUGCCAAUAAUAUUUCUCAUAAGAAAGUGCCUCAUGUUUUCAAUUUUAUUGUCUCCUUUUCUUAUACGAGGGAUUUAUCCACCGAUGCCAAAGUUGUCACCUGUAACUUUUUGGACCUACUGUAUCUCUUCCAGCUUUAUUCACUUGUCUACUGAUGUCUCUCUUUUUUAGAUUUGUUUUCUUAAAUGAAGAUUUUGUUUACUUUUCAAUAGACCAUAAAUAUAUAAUUGUAUUUAACAAACACGUGGUAGAAAAUAAUAGUUUCUCACUGUUCGGUUAUGAUCUUUUCCUGUGUGCCUCAAAGACAACACUGAAUUAAUCUACUGUAUUUUCGUCUUUGUGAUAAUCCAGGAAUUAUUUUAGUUUGAAUAAACUGAUUGAUCAACAAUA
Lates calcarifer (barramundi perch) is the source of this 2275-nucleotide messenger RNA. RefSeq names its product CD151 antigen. Bases 216 to 977 code for a protein of 253 amino acids. The record is from RefSeq and is a predicted model, not a curated record. The transcript has 8 exons. Gene Ontology annotation, cellular component: membrane. Lineage: Eukaryota; Metazoa; Chordata; Actinopteri; Centropomidae.